Molecule: messenger RNA, 13609 nt
Organism: Cinara cedri
Lineage: Eukaryota; Metazoa; Arthropoda; Insecta; Hemiptera; Aphididae
Source: the annotation of a GenBank genome assembly
AUGUCUGCAAAUUACACAUGUAAUCAAGUGAGUGAUUUUACCACAUGUAGAUAGAGCAUAAUAACAGUUGAAAUACCUAUAGGUACGCUAUAUAGGGUACACAACUAUAGUAUUAAUCAAAUGAUUGUAUAAUAUACAUUACGCAUAUAGCAUAUACCUAGUAAUAGAAAUAAUAUGGUACUCGUAAUAAUAGUUAUACAUAUAUUAAUACAGUCAAAUACUUAUACUUACAAAUAUUAGGCAGGUAAUAAAAAUGUAUGAUAUACUUAAAUACCUAUAUUAUAUUUAUUUAUUGUAUAAUUUUUUUUUUUUUUUGAAAAUAAGAAUCGUGGAACAUAAUAAUAUUAUACCUAAUAUAUAUAUGAGUGAUCAUAUAAAAUUAAUAUAGGGAGACAAUAUGCGAUUUUCUAAUUAUUUGUUUAGAUAAUUUCUUAUCAAUUAUUUUAAAAAUAAUUGAAUAACCCUAUAAAAAAUGUAUACAAUUAUACAUUUAGUGAAUAAGUACUUCUGUCGGCAUGUGUUAUAUUAAUAUUUUUUGAGGGACUGAACAAAAUAUCUAUCUAAUUGGAUAAAUGCAACCAGUUUAUUUGAGACUUCGAAAUUUUAACAAUUUCGGUGUAGGUUUUGUGUUUUCACAGUCAAGAGCACCUAAGCAAUAUGUGCAUGUUGUGUGUUUUCGCGUAGUCAUAUUAUGCUUACGUCUAACAUCCAUGCCUCAGUUUAAUUACAGCUAUUGAAAUCAAAUGCUAUAUCUAAUCGUGUACCAAGUUAUACUAGUUUUUUUAUGGUUUUUCCUCAGAACCUUUUCUUACCGAACCAAAAGGCGUACCGGCGAUAUUCUGGCUGCUCUAAUAAGAAGAAUCCAGAAAUUCACAAUAUACUUUGGCUAAACAAAACACUAUCUUACGUAACUUAGAGAGAACUUUCCCAUCGCAACUUUUACGAACACUGCAAAUGAUGUUCAAUUUUAUGUUACAUGUAGAAUAGUGAAACGUGACCUUAUUCAAUAAAUAGUAAAAUUACACCACCUCAAAAUGGUGUAAGUUAUCCGUUGGUGACUGACCUGAAGUCUAAUGAACAAAUUCAAAUAAUAUUACAAUCAAUCGUUGAAAAAAUCCUGCAGGAGACAAGAAACCAUUUAUUGGUCAACCAAUCUUAAUGUGAAAUAAUAAAAAAAUACAAAUUAUAUAUAAUAUACAUGAAUCACUAAAUGCAAGCAGGGCACAUGUCCACAUUUUAUAAUUUUUCAGGAGAAACAAAAACUUAAUUACUCUGGAAAAAAUUGAAGAAAAUAAUUGAAAUAAUUUACAAUUCACAUCAUAUAUAAAUUAUAAUGAUACCAGUAAACUAGACAUGUAUCCCGUUUACACAGAGCAAUUUAUUUGUCAAAUCUAAACAAAAAUCUGUAAAAAUGUGAUUUUAUGAAAAUUAUGGACGUUUGCCCUUGUUGUAUUUAUCGAUUCAAUUAUAACAAAUAAAUGGAGCAAAAAUUGUUUUGUUUCACUCAAAAAAUGAAAAAUAAAUACUGAAAUAAAUAUUUAAAAUAUUAAUGUAAUAUGUAUAUAAUAAAUAGUUUAACAGAUGCAAUGUAAGAUAAGUAAAAUAAAACAUUCGCGUUUACUCUUAACUCAAUCGCAAGUACAAAAAAAAGUAAAAUUACUAUUUAGCAUAUAGAGAGUAAAUUUAGUAAUUUAGAUAUUGACCCACUAACAGCUGUGUGGCAAAGGAAACAACGCAAUUCGUGUGCACUGCAUAACGCAGAGCGAAGAUUUCUUUUGCAGAACGGACGUACAGUAAACGAAAUUAACAAGACAAAUAGGAGUAGGUGGAACUUAUAUGUAGAAAGGCACAAAAAACUGAAAAGAGAAAAGAUAACUGGGAUAGCUACCUUUACGCAGGGGAGAUUAUAUUAAGAGUGAAGUGCCUAUCAGAUUUUCAUUCCAAUACAGAUUGGUGGAGAUUAGCAAAAAACUAUGACAGAUUUGUUUGGAGGUUUUAUCUAAAAAGUCAUAGGUAAUAAUGAGAUGAGAUGACAUGGAUUAAAUAAGUGAAAUAUAUUAUUGGUAUAAAUUUCCUCGUGAUAAUUUUUGAAAUCAAAAUUUAUUUGUACAACUGUUAUAAUAAUACUCUUGGCUAAGGCUUUACUUAUACCUAUAUUUAUUUCUAAAUUACCUAUACGUAGAUAUUCUCACAUAAUAAAAAACAAUAUUACACUAGGUAUUGAACUUUUUUUGCGAAUAAUAUUAUUUUUUACUGUAGGUAUCUACAUAAUCAGGUUUGAAAUUAAGUCUAAUUAGUUAAAAAAUAAUACAAAAUAUCAGUUUUAAACUAUAAUAUGUCUUUCUAUAACGGUUUAAAAAUAUAACCAUUAUGUAUAGAACCUCUUUUAUAAACAAAUUCAAUUUUUUUUUUUUUGCUUACAAUAAUACGUUGUAUAAAUAUGUUUUGUCUAAAUAUAAUAAUGGGGAUACAUAAUAAUAUUUUUGUUUGUUGGCCAAAUCUGCAGAUGUUUUAUAGAUUAUAUUUAUUACAAUAUAAUGCUUAUACCCCGCCUUAUCGUAAAAUAUGGCUAUUGCCUAUAAGUACGAUAAUCUAUGUGUUAGAUAUGUUUUUAAACCAAUAAAAAAUAUUAUAAAAAACAAUUUAUUCAAUUCCACCUUCUGGAUAUACUAUAGCUGUGCUAUAGCGCACUAUGGACUAUCUGUGCUGGUGAAUUGCGUAUUUUAUCCUAUAACGAAGGGAUAACAUAAUCCCUCGUGAUCAUUUAUCAACCCCCUUCGAACCGCCUAUAUAAAAAAAUAAUAAUAAACAAGUAUAAUCCGAAAUGACCCAUCGCGCCAGCGCCUUGUACUGCAGUGCUGCAGGUGUUAUUUUGCUAUAAUUUGUAAAGGGACCAGUAGAUAAAAAAAUAAAAUCGUUUCAUGAAUAUUUAAACUUCAAGUAAUUACAGGGUGAUCCAUUUAUCACAAACUAGCGAUUUUAAGUGAAUUUGAUUUAUGUUUUUAUUUUUCAACUAUUACGGAAUCAUUAUUUUGACACUAAUUAAAUCCUUUUAUUUUAAAUGAGUAUACACUUUUGAUUUUCAAAUAAAACCCCCCCCCUUUAAAUUCAAAUUUUAAUAGAGAUUAGAGAAGCGAAAGUGACAUCUCUAAAUGUACCAGCUAGACGAAAUUUACUACCAGAAAUUACCUCCGAUGUUGAUGAUUGGUAGAAUAUGUCUCGUAAAAAAUGCCCUUAUAGACAGAAAAACAAAUAAAAUAAAAAACAAACAUAGCAAAACCAAUAUAAUCCUCUUUUCGUUUAGAAUUUAGUAAUAUAUAUUAGUCGUAAAUCGUAAUUAGAUUACGAUUAUUUUAACAAAAUAUUAAAGUAUGUUUAGAAAAAAAAAACAAUUAUUUUUUUUAGUUUACAAAAUGUCAAUACGCAUGGAACUUGACUGAUGCGCAUAGAACGCCCAUUAAGGGUUGUAUUUUUUUAUUUGCUGUUUUUGACACACGUGCACUAGUAUACAAAUCAACAAACACGCGCGGAUUGUGGGAUUCAUGUGGGAUUCAUUGUCAUUAAUCAAUUUCUAAUAUACGUUAUAUUUAUUUCAUUUCACGUUUCUAUUACUAUUAUAUUAUUAUUAUAAUAAUAUUCAUUCUAUAUAUACAUUGUAAUAAUUCCAUUAAAAUCAAUAUAUUUAUUUUACGAUUUUAUUAUCAAAUGGGACAAGUCCAAUGUAAACAUAUUAUAUAUAAUUAUAAUAUAUGAAAAUAAUACGUCUAUAAUACAAUUAAAACAUAUUCUUAUAACUAAUUUUUUAAAAAACGAGUUACUUUGAAAUCUUUAAACUCAAUUAACAUUAUGUGCCCGUGACUGUGAGUCUGCCAUAUUAUCUAUAGGUAUUUAAUGAAAUAAUACAUCUGUAUAUCAUUUAGCGGUUUUUUUUUUUUAAAUUUCCAUACUUAUAUACAAAAAUACGCAAACUUCUAUAUAAAGCCUGGUUCACACUAAUGUGGUUAUUACAUCAUGGUUUCGGCUAUCGUAAUUAUAAUUUAUAACUAUCACGGAUACAGUGUCUAUAUACGGUAGAGCAAUGAAAACAGAAAAUAUCGUGAUAGUUUAUAAAAUGAACUUCGAUAGAAACUUCUGAGAAUAAGUGCGACACGAUAAUAAAAUAGUACGAUUAGUGUAUUAUGAGUUCAAGACUACACGAUGCUACUACAAUACCACCAUGGCAGUGACACAGUCUCACAAUAGUAAUUAUUAAUUUUAUCGUACGAUAAUUUGAUAGUUACUAUUGUCUAUCAUCCUAUUCACACAACGAUAUUAAAUUUCAUCAUCACGACGAUAGUAAAAUUCAAAACUAUCAUGGUAAUACCUAACUAUUGUAAACCAGGUUCUUAUUCAAAUAAGUCCUCUUUAUUUUUUGGCAUGUAUAUUCUAAAAUAUAUCUAACACAUGAUAUACUAAAAAUUACAAUUUUUAAUUCAUUAUAAUAUGAAAGUAGUGGAUCCAGGGAGGGGGGAAAGUCAUUUUCCCCCUUCACAUUAUAGUACCUAUGGUUUUUCUUGUAUUGUAAUAAAAUAUUUAUCAUUUUUCAUUGCUGUAAAUGGUUUUCCCCCCUUAACAAAAAUAAAAAUAUGGAUCCACCACUGCUGUAUGAUGUAAGUGUACAUUUUGUUUGGCGAUAAAAAGCACAAUUCAUAUAAUUAUGCGACUUAAACCAUUUAGAACGCCGUAUUUUAGUAACAUCAUUUAACAAUUUAGCCGUUUUCAAAAUGCAAUUUGCUUAUAUUGAAAACUAUACGAAAUUGAUUUAAGCCGUUUUUCUCUUGGACCAAAGAUGAUCUGUUACUGCACCAAUAGAAUAUGCAGAUGGAGAUGAACAAUAGUCUCUUGUAUAAUCUCUUGUUUACAAACAAUUGGAACGGCCGUUCGUCAUUGUCAGGGACCCGAAGCGCAAGGUUAUAUUAUUAUUAUAUAUUUAUAUAUACGUAUUUACGAAUGGCAAUAAUUAUAAUAAUUCCGCAAUGCAUAAACGACCGGAUAUUAUAGAUUAUAAUUUUAAUGUGUGCGGACCGACUCUAGUUUAAAUAUAUACUCGUAUGCAUAUAAUAAUAUGUUGGGAUAACAUUAAAAAAAGGGACGCAAUGGUGACGUGCUGCGGCUUUCUGUGUGGAUUUCUAUUGUACAAUUUGCGGGGCGGGUCGUAACGACGGAUGUUUUAUUAUUACUAUUUAUAAUAUAUAACAAGUCACGGGUUUUCAUUUGAAUAAUGUUUUUUUUUUUAACACGGUGUGUUGUGUAUGAUGUAGUGUAUAGGAAAUUAAAACUGUAUACGGCACAAACGGUAAAAUAAAAAUGCUUGAGUCAUUAACGAUCAAUGUCGAGACUUAUCUGGAAAAUCUUUUAUCUUAUCUAGAUGGAAAUGUUGAUAUCUGUCCAUAGAGUAGGUCUUACUCACUGUAUCUCUCUGCCUGAGGUUUAUCAAAAAAAAAAAACUAAAUAUUUUAUUUUUAGUACUUCGAACUUAAUAAAGAACUUAAUGAUUUUAUUUAUUUUCAAAAUGUACCGAAAAACACCAAGUACACCAUCAUGAAUAUAAUAUCGUAUAAGUAGAGAAUGUGGAAAUAUCUAUAAAUCGCCCAAAUAUAAUGUAUAAUGUAUCGCGGUAAAAAUUAUUAUAAUUUAUGUAUUUUAUACCUAGACGGCGGAAAUUCUGUAUAUUAUUAUAUUAUUUUCAGUUCGAUAAAGCGUUCAAACCGACGAGAUUGGGAAAUUGGGAAGUCCCGAAAUGGCAUCUAAACCGUCCAAAAGGUCGUUCAACCAUUACAAAAAUAAUCGCGAACGACAACGGGCAUUUGUUGCCCGGAGUGCAAAAAGCAGAUCAAAAAAAUUGGGCGGGUCUUUACUUGGGAACCUAUCGGUUACCGAAACGUAUCUCGAAAGAAAUCGGUAAUAUUGUAUUAUAAUUAUACCUAUUAAAUAAUAUAUAAUAUUAUUAUACAUUAGAAAAGAUUAAUAAAAAAAAAUAUUCGUAAAAUUAACGAUAAUAUUCUACAUUGUAUGCUUACAUCACUACUGCAGCGAUAGAAUUAUCAAAUCCAAAGUGUCAAACGUGGAUGAAACGCUCGUACCACCAUCCGUUUAUCGACCGUUGCCGACAGAAUAAAAUCAAAACCGAGAAACACAAAAACGCAAACGCCGACGGCGAACCGUGCAAAACGGACGAAGAGGUACAAGAUAAAAAUUCGAUAAAAUCCGUCGAAUCAACGGUGAGUCAAAAACGUUAAACGAAAAAUUCGCGUCGCCGUGGGUUAUGUAUUUGUUUAGGGCAUGGCCGGUUUCCGCCAAAAACGUACCUUUCCCUUUUCCGCCGAUACUCGUUUCCGCCAAAUCAUAAAAGGUCGAUUCCCUUUUCCGCCCAAUGAAAAAAUUUAGCGUAAUUUUUGAAUAUUAAUGGUCAAUCGUAUACAUUACAAUUAUUAACUGGAAAAUGUGAUGUAAUUGGUGAUAGUAUAAGUACUUAUAUGUCAAACUAUGUGAAAUUAAAUAUGAUUUAGACGUCAUCAUUCUAUGAUUCUAUUUCUUAGUGAAACAUUUAAAUUUUACCUUUUAAUGACAUUACAAUACAAACAUUUUCGACCGCUGUUAUUGUUAUAAUAAAAAUAAUAAAAUUGGAUGUCGCUAAGAUGUUUUGUUAGAUUAAAUGUUCAAUGGAAAUGGGUAUAUUAUAAACUCUACAAAUAAAUGCAUUUUUGUAUUGACAUUUUAAAUUUUCAUCAAUUCUUCGAUGAGAUAUUUCAAUUUUAAGUUUGACUAGGAGAGAGUAAUGAAGUACUAUUACAAACGACGCACGCCGUGCCUCCACUUAAAUGAUGUUCCAUUACUUAAAAUUGAAGUAUUUCAUCAAUUGAUUGAUGGAACUCAAACAUCUUAACACAUUAAUUAAUUUAAACUAAUGCUUCAUCUUUAUAAUGUGAAAUUAUUUAUAUAGGUUGUUAUUUGAAAAUCAAAGUAGAUAAUAGUUUCACCUCCAAAAAUAAGGGUGACAAAAAUAACAUUUGUAAAAUUGAAGAGUAGCUUGUUUCUUAAAUGUUCCAUAAAAAUUCUGAAAAAAGUUAAUACUCUCAAGAUAAUGAUUGUACCCACUUGAAUGGAUCACCUUGUAUUAUUAUGUAUAUAUAUUAAAGAUGAUUACAAAUUGUGUUCAAAAUAAUUUUUAUUAGAAGUGUACAGUGUUUUAUCAUUUCAGAAGCUUUUACCUUCUUGAAUUUGGUCAGCAUUUUUAAUCACAUUUCGGUUGGGUAAAUCGAGGGGUAGGAUUAUAGUAUCACAUUAAUAUCGACUUUAAGAGCUUAUAUGAAAUUACGAAAAAUUCAUCGACAUAAAAAACUUCACAUAAGAAACACUGUGCACGUUUAACAACCAUUUCAACGAUACCUCACUCAAAGGAGUGUGUGGAAAAUAGAAUUAUGUCCCUCAGUUUUGUGUAUAGAAAUAAAUCUCAUAAAUUAUUACUUACAUUUUUCGAUUACGCAAUAAAAAAAGACGGACAUCUUCGCCCGUGGGUGCAACCACUAUUGUAGGUGGGAAGUUUGGAAGGUAGGAUACAGCAGGAAAUUUAAUAUUUAUCUAUAAGCAAAGAUAAACCAUUGCUAAAGGAAAAACGAUUCUGAGAGAAGUUCAGUUUAUAAUGAUUCUUUGUCAACAAUAUACCAUAUAAUAUGUCAUAUUAUGGUAAAAUAAUUAAAUAGGCAUAAUAUAUUUUUUAAUUUCUUUAAUACUAUUUGUUUGAAAUGAAUCCGAUUUUCCGUGUUUUUUCUCAGUUUUUCACAUUUGAUGAGAAAACUAAAAAAAAUCGGAAAAUUACUUCCAUAAAGUACCUCCCCUGUUCGAUUUCGUUUUAAAAAAGGUGCUACACUUGAUCAAAAUCUGAGCAAGAUUUCUAGUAGAAAAGUUGCGUAAAGAUUUAAAAAAAAAACAUCAUUGUAAAACCUUAAGCUUCUUCGCUCCACGCAGAAUUUAAAAAUCAUAUUAUAUAUAUAAUAUAUUGUAAUCAGUUAAGUUACUCAUUUAAGUGUUAUACAUAACUAAUCAUUAAUCUAUACGUAUAGAUUUGUAACAUAGUAAACUGAAUGUAUAACAAAAAAACAAAUUUAUAACACGAUAAUAACAUACCUAACCUAGUUAUUAUUAUAAAUAGGUAAUACAAAUAAUACUAUUACUAAUACUUUAUUAUAACUAUAUUAUUAUACUUCCGACUUUUUAACCGAAUUAUUUAUGACUUAAAAUAUAAAUUAUCUAUCUAAACGUUCACACCUAAAAAAAAAAAAAAUUGCAUACACAAAAUAAAACCAUUAAAAUAAAAAUAUGAAUGUGCUUACCUAAACAAAAUUUUUAUAGGGAAAAAUUAGUUAAUGUGAAAUAUAAUAUGCGUGACGUUAAAUUAGUAUAAAAUAGGUACCUAUAGUCAAUAUAAUCUAAUCGCUAAAAACAUUAUAAAGUAUAACACAUAUUAUAAUAGUAAUGAUUAAAAAAAAAAAAACAUGCGAUGAUGCAUUUAUUUAUGAUUUUCUUUAAAAUAUUAAUUUUUUUGAUUGUAAAAUUGUUCUCGAAAAUACAAACUAUUGCACUGUAAUGUGUGUAUAUAAAUUAUACAGAGUGAUUAAUGUGACAUAACACAUUAUUCCUUACUCACUAUAACUAGAUUACAAAUGCAAUACCAAUUAUCUCCUGUUUUUUUUUUUUUUUUAUUGGAUCAAUAUUUAUUAUAGAAAACAUAAGCUGCAAACAUUUAAAAUAAAAGAAUCGUGACGCUGUAAAUUUAUCAGUUUUAAUUUUUCUUCUUUUUUUUGGUUUUUCUUAAUUAUUAUGAAAACUAUUUGAAAAAUAAAAAACUACUUUCUUCGUGAGCAACUAGAUCCAAAAUGUAACAAAAAAGGCCUUUGCCGUUUUUUUAUUAGAGCAAUAUUUCUGGUAGAAAACAUAGGUUACAAAUAUGUUAAAUAAUGAAAUCGUUACUCUAUAAAUAUUUGUCCGUUUAUCCCUACUUAUUUUCUCUGUUUUUUCCCAAUUAUUACGAAAACAGCUCGGAAAAUCAAAAAAAUCACUCUCUUUAGAUACUAACCAGAUAAAAUUUCAUUUCAGAAAAAGUGCUACACUUGAUAUAUCGAAGGAAGAUUUCUAGUAGACAUUUUGUGCACAGUACAAAAAAAAAAUAUUGUAAAACCAAUAAAUUCCUUGCUACGCUCUGAAUCUUAUGAGUUUGUCAUUUUUGUAGGUGGAAGUUAAGAAGGUAGGAUACAUAGAGUAAAAUUAUUUCAAUUAGGUAAAUCGGUAUUUUAUGCAAAGAUAAAUCACUGAUAAUAAAAUACGGUUCUAUGUUCAGUUAAAUCGUGUUUUAAUAUUUAGUAAUUUAUAAAAAUUUUUUCAAAAUUUGAACUUAAAAAAGCUUCUUUUAUUGCGUUUCACUUUUUGCUUUUAAAUCGUUUAUAUAUAUAAAAAAAAAAAUACAAUAUUGCAAUAAUCUUUUUUUUUUGACUACUAAGUAUGACUUUAAAAUGAACUUCCUGUCAAAUUUUCAAGCAUUUCUGUUUAGUCCAACAAUUUUAUCCAUAAAGUAUGUAACAAAUAAAAAUUACGUAAAAAAUUAGCAAAAUUAAAAAGUUUAUAAAUAACUCAAAAAUGGCUUAAUUUUUUUAGUACAUUUUCCCGUUAUCUCUACGUAUUUUUCGGUUUUGCUCAAUUAUUAAAAAAAUUGUCAAAAAUUCACUUUCCUUUCUUAAUCAACAACUUGAUUAAAAAUUCAACAAAAAUGAUCUCUUAUUAAUUUAUUGAAGCAAAAUUCCCGUUAGAAAACAUAUACCGUAAAAAUCUAAAAUAAUGAAGUCGUUAUCUUGGUAAAUUAUUUAAUUUUUCCCAAGUUUUCCAACUAUUAAGAUAACUUCAAGAAAUUACUUAUCCAAUGCACCAACAAUAUCCAAAAAGAUUUCUAGUUUUAAAAUUUUUCACAGACACGUCGAGUAAAAUCAAUACCUAUAUUCCUCGCUGUGCUCAGAAUCUAGAAAUACACAUUGCAUUUAAAAUCGGGCUUUGUGAUUUUAAUCUCUAUAUCGCUACAGUGCCCAACAAGCAUAUUUUGUGUUAUAAAUCCUAACUAAUAUCAUAAAUGUGAAAGUAAGUCUGUCUGUUACAUGUCAGCUGGUGGUGAUUCAUUUAAAUGAGUACACUUAUUAUUUCGAAAAGUAUUAACUUUCUUCGGAAUUUGUGUUCUAUAAUAUUUAAGUAACAAGCCGCUCUACAAUUUUAUAUUUAUGUUAUUUUUUGUCACCCUAAUUUUUAGGGGUAAAACCACUAAAAACACUACCAAAUUUUAAUUUUUAAAGGACAGAUUUUUAAAAAUUCCAUAAAUAGAUAAAGUAUUAGUUAAAAUAAAUGUUAGUAUUGAAAUGUUUGAUUUAUAUCAAGCCGUUGACGAAAUAUUCCAGUUUUAAGUUUGGGUUAAAGGAAAGUAGUGAUGCAUUAUUAACAUACCACGCGCUGUACCGCCACACAAACUCCAUUAUUCCCCUUCAACCAAAACUUAAAAGUAGAAUAUCUUAUCAACUUGUCAACGGAUUGACGGAAAUCAAAAAUGUUAACACCAAAAUUUAUUUUAACUAAUACUUCAUCUAUUUAUGGAAUUUUUUAUAUGGAUCGCUAUUUAAAAGUAAUUAUAGUGGUUUUACCCCAAAAAGUGAAGAAAAAUAACAAAAAUAUAAAAUCGUAGAGCUGCUUAUUUCUUAAAUUUUCUAUAAAAUACAAAAAAAAAUAAAAUAAAAGUAAAUAAUGAAUAGAAAUAAAAACGCCAUAACAACUAUAACAUCGUUAAAUAAAAAGUCUAUUUGACUGUAUGCUGACUUGAAUUAGGAUGGUUAACUUUGUAAAAUGAAUGAAAAAAACGAAAAACUAUGCACUGAACUUGGUGAGUAAAUGAAAAGUAAAAACACAUAAGUCAUCAUCUUUGAAUCUUUGUGUUUGUGAUUUGUAGGUACUAAAACUUCCUAAUAAUUUUAGCGUUAUUAUAGUGGAUAAACAGGUAUCCCACGAAGAUAUACCCAUUGCAAUAUCUCCUGAUAUAAUUAAUAUAAUCAAAUUCUGUUUUUUUAAUAUUACUCACAGGGAUAAUGACCACAAAUAUUUACGUUUGAAUUAAAUUUGCGUGUGUUCUGAUAAAAAACACUAAAAAAAUAACUUUUUAUUUUAAUAUUUUGAAUAAUUUUAAAAUAGCCAUUUUAUAGAAUUUAAAUUAAUUCUUCUGAAAAUGUUGACGUUUCAACUUUAAAUUUUCAUUAAAUUCGUGAUUUUCAAUCAUUUUUUAAAAUUCAGAGAAAAAAACCUAUAAUCAUGCGGGUGGCUAUAAUUCUAAUCGCAUAUUGAUUAUUAUUAUUACUAUGGCUAAUUUACUGUACAACACUUUUAGAUUCUCAGCGAAGCGUGGAAUGUAUUGGUUUUACAAUAAUGUUUGUUUUUUUUCUGUGGAAAUUUUCCUCCAAUUUUCAACGUUAGCACUUUUCCUGAACACCUACAGUAUAGUUUAAUUCCUGUAGGACAUGUAUCUAUGCCCUAUGGUAACACAGUUAGAAAAAUGUAUGACGCUAGAACACUUUUAGGCGGACUACCCAUUUUCCACUUUUUUUUCGUUUAAUAUACUGAUAUAGAGAUACAGGCAAAAAAAAGGGAAUAACAACAUAAAAAAUUGGCACAGGCAUAUAAUAAUAGGCAUUUAGUCCUAAAAUGCCUAUAAGACAAUGGUGAAUUCAUUUUUUGACUAUUUUACCACAUAUAUAUAUAUAUAUAAUACAAUAGUAUGCAUACGGCAUGUCUUUUUAUGUGAUUUCAGAUUUCCAACCGGCCGGCAGUGGCGGCAGCAGACGGUUCCGUCGUCGAAAUGUUGCAAAAUCGUACAUCGGCGGACGAGGCGGACGAGCCUUUAAACUCCUCGACCUUGGUAAAUGAUAAAAGUGAAGGUGUUGAAGGGAGAAGAGGUGACUCGUCGUCAGCGAAAAUCCCAUCGAGUCCCGCGUUGAGCCGAAUAAGUAUGGGAGGUGGGCACAACGGUGGGGGUGACGUCAACGACAACCGUGACGGCAGCGCGCGAGAGACCGCGGUGGAAACACCGCGACUGCCACCGGGUCGACGGUACGACGAUACGCAAAGACACCACGGGUUGCCAGACGCCAUCGAAGACGCAUUGUACCGAUCGCUGCAGACGAAGAGACACAAAAACCCUGGACUGGGAUUGAACGGCUGUUGGCCCAAAUGUUCCGCUGUGGCGUACAAGUCGUUCAACGAUCCCGGGCCCACGCAGUGCAGCAAGCUCCGAGUGUACCGGCCUAAAACGUCAUCAUCGUCGGUGGACGGCGAUAAAAAAGAACAUAGCCGACAAGGCGGCGGCGAUAAAAACUCUCGUCCCAAAACUUGCGUGCCCGUAAUGACGGCCGAUCAAUUGACGGACAUAAAACUGGCCCUGUGCUGGGACCUCGACGCUCCGUUUGACCGGCACAAACCAGCUCGACCGUCCGAUGAGCCAGCCGUGUUCCACAAGGUUCAGCAGCAGCAACAGCAAAAAUCGAGCAGCGAAACCACGGCAGUCAAAAGUGAUCAACGAAAAUUACCACAAAACACAUCGGCCGUCAUGGGUUUUGUGGGAACCGCGGCCAGAAAUGACAACUGUGGCAACGGAACGCCGGAUUCACAGCGGGUACGGAACCACGAGUGUCUUCCGAAAAAUCGUAAUCUGUCGGCCGUCAUGGAACUGAUACCGGACAAAGAUCGUGGGAGGCUUGCAACGGUGGAUCAACGUAAAGGUGAGGAUGUUCGUUCCUCAGACAAACCUUCAUCCUCGUCCACGAGUCGUGACAAAAGAUCUACGACCGGUACUUCUGUCGGUAGUAAUGACCGUGACAGUAAGUCCGAUGACGGCCGCGAUAACGAGACAACGGGCGGUGACGACGACAAAAAUGACGACGGAAAUCCAGAUGACAGUGGUAGUUGUUACGAAAACACGCGGCUACGAAGACGGCGGCGACAGAGGCGACGACGAAGAUCGCCGCCAUCACCGCCACCACGGCAGUAUACCUUCGAUUCUCCUACGCACAGAAGACGCCAUCACCGCGGUCACGAUGACGCCGUGGACGAAGAACGGGUCGAUGGUAGUAGUCGCGGUCAUCGCGGUCACCGACAUAGGCCGUGUUUGGCGUGUGACAACCUUGCAAAUGACGAUAACUACUGCAGAGACAACUGCAACAAUCGCAGCCAUCGUCGCAGUGAAGAACAUUGCGGCGUUGGCGACCGGUACAAGAUGGCGUUCAAGGCGGGCGUACCGGUAAGCACACCAGUCAAAAAUCGCACCACCGCGGCCGGACAACCGGCAAAGCACUUGAGGGUUCCCAAGCCCAAGACCACAAAUUCGGACAAAAAGAAAUACGUCAUCGGGACGCUGCUACCGCCGUUUUCCAUGUGGCCCGGCACCACGGCCCGCGACUAUCCAGAACAUUGGAGACUAACCUCUGUUUAUAGGCAAGCGUUCAAACCGCUAGAGCUUCGCAAACAACCUUUACUCCAAACGGUUUACUUGUAA